Cavia porcellus (domestic guinea pig) is the source of this 3786-nucleotide messenger RNA. RefSeq names its product vesicle amine transport 1 like (gene Vat1l). The coding region runs from base 89 to 1348 and encodes 419 amino acids. Gene Ontology annotation, molecular function: oxidoreductase activity; zinc ion binding. The transcript has 9 exons. NCBI's taxonomy places the organism in Eukaryota, Metazoa, Chordata, Mammalia, Rodentia, Caviidae. The record is from RefSeq and is a predicted model, not a curated record.
AGGAGGAGCCCGCGGAGAGCACCCGCGCCCCGCGCCCUCCGCGCCCCGCCGCCCGCCGCAGCCCGUGCGCCCCGCGGCCCCGCGCGCCAUGGCCAAGGAAGGCGUGGAGAAGGCGGAGGAGACGGAGCAGAUGAUCGAGAAGGAGGCGAGCAAGGAGCCCGCGGAGGGCGGCGGCGGCGACGGCUCGCACCGCCUCGGGGAUGCCCAGGAGAUGCGCGCCGUGGUGCUGGCCGGCUUCGGGGGGCUCAACAAGCUGCGGCUCUCCCGGAGGGCCAUGCCCGAGCCGCAGGACGGCGAGCUCAAGAUCCGCGUCAAAGCCUGUGGCCUGAACUUCAUUGACUUGAUGGUGAGACAAGGGAACAUUGACAACCCUCCCAAGACUCCCCUGGUACCAGGAUUUGAAUGUUCUGGGAUUGUGGAAGCGCUGGGGGACAGUGUGAAAGGAUAUGAGAUUGGAGACCGUGUCAUGGCAUUCGUCAACUACAAUGCCUGGGCAGAGGUGGUCUGCACUCCAGUGGAGUUUGUCUACAAGAUCCCAGAGGAUAUGAGCUUUGCGGAGGCUGCUGCGUUCCCCAUGAACUUCGUCACAGCCUACAUGAUGCUCUUCGAAGUCGCCAACCUCCGGGAAGGGAUGUCUGUUCUGGUGCACUCGGCGGGUGGUGGCGUGGGUCAAGCUGUGGCUCAGCUGUGUUCCACUGUCCCCAAUGUGACCGUCUUUGGAACAGCGUCUACUUUCAAGCAUGAAGCAAUCAAAGACUCCGUGACUCACCUCUUUGAUAGAAAUGCGGACUACGUGCAGGAAGUAAAAAGAAUCUCUGCAGAAGGCGUGGACAUCGUCUUGGAUUGCCUGUGUGGGGACAACACCGGCAAAGGCCUCAGUCUUCUCAAGCCUCUUGGGACCUACAUUUUAUAUGGUUCAUCCAACAUGGUAACUGGAGAGACCAAGAGCUUCUUCAGCUUUGCAAAAUCAUGGUGGCAGGUGGAGAAAGUGAACCCCAUCAAGCUAUACGAAGAGAACAAAGUCAUCGCGGGCUUUUCCCUGUUAAACCUGCUCUUCAAACAGGGCCGUGCAGGCCUCAUCCGAGGAGUGGUGGACAAACUCAUAGGGCUCUACAACCAGAAGAAGAUCAAGCCUGUGGUGGACUCCCUGUGGGCCCUGGAGGAGGUGAAGGAGGCCAUGCAGCGGAUCCACGACCGAGGGAACAUCGGAAAGUUAAUUCUGGAUGUAGAAAAGACCCCUACUCCGCUGAUGGCCAACGACAGCACAGAGACCAGCGAGGCGGGGGAAGAGGAGGAAGACCAUGAGGGCGACAGCGAGAACAAGGAGCGGAUGCCCUUUAUCCAGUAAGCCAGGACCUGGGCGACAGGACAUGAAGGACAGACCUUGUCAAAGAAUUGGACCGGCUGUGAAAACUUGUCUGUGUCCCAGUGAACAAAUGCUGUAGUCCAGUGCGUGUCGUGUUUGUCUGCAGUCAGCUGAGCUAAGAAGCUGUUGAUCACUGUUGUUUUUUGGAAUUAAGUGCCAAUCCCAUUCCAUGCAGUAUUAUGUCGUUCCCUGAUCCGCGCACCACACCCUUCCCUCUCCCCUGUAUCAAAACUAUCCACCUCCAGGUCUUUCUCGAUGGCUCUAGGACACCCUUGCAAAGUAAAGCGAGCCCCCAGGACAGGGGCAAGGAGAAGUCUGGAUUGAAAGUUGUUGUCACAAGCACUCUGCAGGUCCUGCUCUUCUGGCCAGUGACACUCUUCACCACCAGCCACCCGUACCUCUGACAGGAGCACUUGCCAAUUCAGCUGGCAGAAAGAGAGUAGGCCAGGAGAGCUAUCUGUGCGCCCAGAAAUGUAGAAACGCUCCAAAUAGUACUUUUCCUUUCUCCCUUUAUGAGGCAACUGGUUACCUUCAUCCCAUAGUGUUAAGGCUGUAAGGUUUGAGCUGCUCUCCUCUGACCCUCUAGGGUUGGAUUCAUAAACAUGAGGACAGGAGUGGGUUUCUUAGGACAGAAGAUGGGUCAACAGCAUGCAGCUGAGGACUCAUCACAGAGAUUCUCCCCCGAGGCCAUGUAUCAUAAGCAUUUCCUCCCCAUGGCCACAUACAUUUUUAUGUAAGAAAACUCCUCUUGUGUGGCCUAAUUCAGGUGUCCUUACUAAAACUCUCCUGUGUUUGCAUACUUACCAUCAAUGUUUCAAUUUUCCUAUGUUUCAUUCCUGAUUACAAGUAACCACCUUACCCCAAGAAAGAACUCCCUUCUAGCUCAUAUAUGCUUUUGGAAAAUUUGAUGAGUUCUCUUGUGUCUUGCCAAACUAUGUUCCAGCAUGUGACAAACUCUAGGGAUAAAAAAAUGUUACUGUUCAGCAUCUGCCAGAUGUGGGAUUCUCCCCUCUGAUACCUAAGACCAUGGUGCCAAUUCUGUAGGCCCCUGCACCUUGUAAAUCAGGGACUGAACUGUUUGAUUGCAUGCCCUGUUCAACUGUACAGCUCCUAAAUUCCUAUGAACUCCUACCCUACGCCAUUUGGCUGAGCUUGAGAGCUAAAUAGUUGUCCUGGAGGAAGAGGAAUCUUGGCGUCUCCACAAGGGGGCUCUUUGUUCCCUUCUUCCAGUCCUUUUGACCAAAGGGUUAUUUCUGUCACUCACAAACCCAGCUCUUAGAAACACAAAGCAGGCUGGGGAAUUAGCACCCCCACUUAUUUUGUGUUAUGGAAGAGUGAGAGACUUCCCACAUGCUCAUGCAGUUAGCAUUGCUGAAGGUAUAAGAGGGUUCCUCCAUCAACCAGUUUCUCUACCAAUAAGAUUUAGGGUGGACCUAACUCUCCCCAAGUGUGGGAACACGUGCGUUUCAACAAGCUCCUGUUUGAUUUCACAAGUCCUUUUGUAACAAGCAUCGCUUCUCUCUCCUGGUUCCUUUUUCCUCUUCUAAGCUUGUGAUGAUGACUUAUUUAUGCCAAAUAUUGAUAUGGAAGGAGUUGCUCCUCAUGAAAGUACAUGUAAGAUAUGAAGGCAAAAAGGGUGCUGAGAGUCGAUGAGCUGAAGGGUGAGAAUAUUCCAGAAGAGGAUACCAAAGUCAUCCUCUCCUCCUAGCUACCCCAGCACUCACCAAAAUUUCAGUUCUGGGCCAUCCAGAGAGAUAAUGGGAUAUUUACCCCCCACACAUACCUAUGUGAAAGGUCAUCUUAUGGGUCAUGCUUCUCCCAUAACUAUGCUGAGAGGGCCUCAGAAAGUGGACCACUGACCAAGUAGGGCUCCGAUGAAGUAGGGCGGAAAGGCACUUUCUAGGGUUGAGGGAGUCAAGAAUUCCUGGCCCCAUGAGGGCUCUUUGUCCCCAGGGCAGGGAGAACUGACCACGUUCAGAAUCCAGAUGGCUCUUACGAUGUCCAGAGGAAAAAAUAAAAGGUCAUCCCUUCCAAAAUCUGCCUUUUAACCAGAAAAGUGAAUCCAGUAAUCACACAUCACUCCAGCCAUCACCCCAUCCUCAGAAAUCAGAAUGAGAAACCUAAAGUUUGACUGACAACAUCAGUUUCUGCUCUGAAGAAUGGAGGGAGCCACCUUCCAAGGAAUCACUUCGUGGACUCUCAUUCUGAGCCGUCUUGUGAUUGUUUUUCUGAAUGAAGUGUAAAGAACUGUCCCAGCUUGCCUUAAAGAACUGUGAAGGCUUCUCUGUAGCUUAAGCUUGGUGGGAGUGAACUGAAACAUCGUCUACUGUGUUUGUGGCUUUAGAGCUUUUGUUAUAUUGUGCCUACAAAGCAAAUUAUGUUUACAUAAAAUAUAUAAAUAAAGUAUUCAGCAUCUCCUC